Molecule: messenger RNA, 862 nt
Organism: Drosophila virilis
Lineage: Eukaryota; Metazoa; Arthropoda; Insecta; Diptera; Drosophilidae
Gene: dod
Product: (peptidyl-prolyl cis/trans isomerase) NIMA-interacting 1 dodo
Cellular component (GO): cytosol; nucleus
Molecular function (GO): protein binding; peptidyl-prolyl cis-trans isomerase activity
Source: RefSeq, a predicted model, not a curated record
AAAUCGUUGCGAGGCUUGCUAUCGGUCUCGAUAAGUAAAUCGCAUUUGCUGUUUAUCCUCCGAUGAGUUUUAAUUUGUCGUAAACUAAAAGAUAUUUAGUUAUUCCAGAAGUUUGUAGCUUAUAACAACAAAAUGCCAGAAACUGAACACUUGCCAGAAGGCUGGGAAAAACGCACCAGCCGCUCAACCGGUAUGAGCUACUAUCUCAACGUGCACACAAAGGAGUCCCAGUGGGACCAGCCCACUGAGCCGGCAAAGAAGGCCGGAGGUAAUGCCUCCUCGUCGGAUGGGCCCAAUGAGGUGCAAUGCCUCCACUUGCUGGUCAAACACAAGGGCAGCCGCCGACCGAGCUCGUGGCGCGAGGAGAACAUCACACGCACCAAGGAGGAGGCUCAAAUGCUGCUCGAGAUCUAUCGCAACAAAAUUGUGAACAGCGAGGCCACAUUCGAGGAACUGGCGCGCUCCUAUUCAGACUGCAGUUCGGCCAAACGUGGCGGUGACUUGGGCAAAUUCGGACGCGGUCAAAUGCAAGCGCCCUUUGAGAAGGCCGCCUUCGCUCUGAAGGUGGGACAGCUAUCGGACAUUGUGGACACCGACUCGGGCCUGCACAUCAUUCUGCGCAAAUCAUAAACCUAGACGGAUGAAAAGAUAUAGGCAACUGCAUUAACUCAUUAGAAAUAAAACAAAAUUAAAAAAGGCGCUUGAAUUUAAGAUUCUGUGUUUAUUAUCUCCCAGCAUGAUGCAUUUAAAUGUUACAAAAUGUUUAAGCCGCAGCAGAAGGCGGCUCUGUCUUAAUAUACUGAUUAUAUUCUGCCUGAUCUCUGGGAAUUAAAAAGUAAAUUCUCUUUCGAAAUAAUGUAAA